Messenger RNA from Trichomonas vaginalis G3, 525 nucleotides. RefSeq names its product zinc finger, C2H2-type family protein. The record is from RefSeq and is a predicted model, not a curated record. NCBI's taxonomy places the organism in Eukaryota, Parabasalia, Trichomonadida, Trichomonadidae. The transcript has a single exon. Bases 1 to 525 code for a protein of 174 amino acids. Gene Ontology annotation, cellular component: cytoplasm.
AUGAAUUGGAAACUUGCAGAAUCAAUUGACAUCGAAAAAAUGCAAACAGUUCCAGAUAUUCAUUCAAUUAAAUAUCUUAUGUCCCAAUUUAAAGAAGCUAAAAUAGACGAAAAUGAUACAGAUAACUUUGCAUCAGUAGGUGCAUACAAAGCUUUCAGAAGUAUGCAAAUAGCAAUUCAGUAUUUAUUAGAAGAAAAUCAAAAACUUAUUGAUCAAUUCCAAUACAUAUCUGACGAACCUUCACAGAAAAUCUUAACACAAUAUAAUGAAAAUAUAUCAAAAGCAGAAGAAUCUAUCAAAAAGAGAGAUGAAAAAAUAAAUGAGCUCAAAAAUCAAGUUGAGAGGCUCUACUCUGAACGUAAAACAGUUGAAAGCGAACUAAAAAAUAUGAGAAAGAAACUUCAUCAUACGAGAGAAAUUAAUACAACACUUAGACAGAGAUUAGAAGAAACAGAAGACGGUGUUGCUGAUACUAUGUAUGCAAGAAAAAAGUAUAAAGACCUUAAGAAGCGUCUUCAUAGUUAA